AGACCAUAUACAUUACUGUAUACAUUAUUUUCCUUUAAUUAUAACAAUUUUGCAAUUGCAGGGCAACAUAUUGUACUAAUAAAAUAUUUUAUUUUUAAGUGCACUGUUUGAUUCACUACGUGAUUGAAAUAGCAGAUUAUACAAUAUGUUAACCUAACCCAGUUCUUAACACAUCAGGUUAACUAGGAUACUUAUUUAUUUAUUUUAAUACUUUAUUGUACACAUUAGUUAUAAAAAUAUGACAGAGGUAAACAAAAGUACAAAGGCGAGCUUAACUCUGAUAGAGUUUUCUUCCAGCAAACCCAAAGUGGAAAGGAGCAUCAAUGUCAGCGGAUACAGCAGUGUACAAUUUUAAAACAGCCAAAAUUAAAUGAAUUACAUUAUAUUUUAUCGUACAAAUACAUAUAUACAUAUACAUAAAUAUAUACCUACAUCUAUGCACAUACAUACACAUAUACAUACAAUAUACCUACAUAUAUAGAUAAAUAAUUAUAUGUUCAUAGAGAUAGAAGAUUCUCUUUAAGUCUGCUCUGGAUAUGUUCGUGUCUAGGAAAAAAGAUCGUGUCGAAAUGCCUUUUUUAUUGAUGUAUUUAUAGCAUUACAGUCAAAAAUCGAAAUUCUUAUCUGGCAACUCUGUUCAAGUGACAAAAAAAUUUUAAUUAAAAUCUUUUUCUGCUCAUAUGGCAGGGCACAGAUGCAUCCUCUAAAUUUAAUGAAAUUAUGUUACUUAGAUAUCUAAACAGAAAGAUCCAUUAUCUAUGUUAUAUUAUGAAGUAAUUUAUAAUCGCUCUAGAAUUAAAUUGCCUAUAUUAUUAUAGUAUUUACUUAGUUUCACAUUUUUGUUGUAGUAAAUACCUACCCUUUUUUAAUUCGCAUAUAAGUACCUGUUUAAGAUUUUCUAAUCUUUAAACAUAUUCUCUCUAAUCUGUGACUUGCUCCGUAAUACAGCCUUUGUUUUUAAUAUAUAAUGCAUAAAUUAAGUGAUUUUGUCGAUAUUAACAAUACAAAUAAAUUCAUACCAACUUUGAAACAAAAAUGGGAUCAUCUACACAAUGAAACUGGUGUAUUUAGAUACAAAAUAAACAAUUUACAGAAAAAACUAAUAGACUCAAAAUAUCUAGUACAGUUGAAUCCAGACCGUGGUUGUAAAAGGAGAAUGCCAGAACAAAUUGAAAGUAUAUGUCAGCCAUUUAACAGAAAUGAAUUCAAUUUUACCAAAGUUUCCCCAAAGGAAAUAAUUUUUUACAUAACUGAUGAAUCUGAUAAGCAUGCUUUGUUGGUGAAUGUGAGUCCACUAUCUCAUUACCACACUUUAUUAUGUCCUUCAAUUAAUAAAUGUUUACCACAAAUUGUUACAUUACAAAGUCUGCAGUUGGCUAUUGAAAUAUACUUCAUUGCACAGGAUCGUGAUCUCCGGAUUGCAUUCAACAGCUUAUGUGCAUUAGCUUCUGUCAAUCAUCUCCACUACCACUUGUUUCUGGAGGAACAUCAUCUUCCAGUGGAGUCUGUAAAAUGUAUUCAUUUGAUUAAUCAUAUUUAUUAUUUCAAUGACUAUCCAAUUCCUGGGUUUUGUUUUGAAAUACCAGAUCAAGAUUCUGCUACAAAAAUAACAAAUGAAAUUUACAAACUACUAGAAUAUUUUUUGAAAAAAUCUAUUGCACAUAAUAUAUUUAUGACAAGAGGACAAACAAUAAUACCAGGAUCCCAUGAUAGCAAAGAUAUAUUACGAAUAUUCAUAUGGCCUAGAAAGAGCAGUGCUGUAAAACAGUUAAAUUCACUUAAUAUUGCAGCUUGUGAAAUAAGUGGAUGGUUUACCAUAUAUAAUGCUGAAGAUUAUGAUAGACUUCAGAAGGAAGACCUAGAAUGUGAACUAGAAAAGUGCAAAAUAAAUGACUUCAAAGAAUUGUGUAAUGAAAUAAAACACUUAGAUAUAAAUAUUCAAUAAAUCAUUUAUUGUUAAAAAAAAAUUUUUUUAAUGUGUU
Molecule: messenger RNA, 1982 nt
Organism: Galleria mellonella (greater wax moth)
Lineage: Eukaryota; Metazoa; Arthropoda; Insecta; Lepidoptera; Pyralidae
Product: GDP-D-glucose phosphorylase 1
Exons: 6
Coding region: 968-1945 (325 amino acids)
Biological process (GO): glucose metabolic process
Cellular component (GO): cytoplasm
Molecular function (GO): GDP-D-glucose phosphorylase activity
Source: RefSeq, a predicted model, not a curated record